Messenger RNA from Tremella mesenterica DSM 1558, 3346 nucleotides. RefSeq lists its product as uncharacterized. The record is from RefSeq and is a predicted model, not a curated record. Lineage: Eukaryota; Fungi; Basidiomycota; Tremellomycetes; Tremellales; Tremellaceae. Bases 34 to 3186 code for a protein of 1050 amino acids. Gene Ontology annotation, molecular function: protein binding; ubiquitin protein ligase activity. Gene Ontology annotation, biological process: protein polyubiquitination; ubiquitin-dependent protein catabolic process. The transcript is spliced from 19 exons.
UACAACCUCCCUAACAGGCAUACACAGAUCGACAUGAGCAAAAGACAGAUAUCUGACAUAUUCGAUGCUCCUUACAACCGUGUAAAUCUCUCCACUUCGACCGCUACUUCCUCUUCCACCCUCCUCUCCAACGUCCGAGCCGAACGCGCCGCUCGAGAGCAUCGGAGAAGGGAAGCAGACGCCGCUCUCAAGAUUCAGAAACUAUGGAGAGGCGGUGUAUUCAGGAAACAGCUGCAAGAGCAACUUCUAGAUGAUUAUGAAGCCGGUCGGUUGGGACCUAUGGGGGGACGAAUGCAGACCAGAGCUGUAUGGUUCUUAUUACGUACUAAGGUGUAUGAUGAGGAGAGAGUGGCGAGGUUUGUCGGAUCGUGGCUGGCCGAAGGAAUAAAACCUGACGAAAAGGGUUUGCCAUUGAUACUGCAACCCUUGAGGAAUGGUCUUGAAUACCUUUUCAUUAUAGGCGCAAUUUCUUCUGGGGUUGUGAGACUCUGCUUCGGCACACCCACAAAAGCAUGGGUGGGGGUUUUGUUGACUAAUUUGGAGUCGUUGAUCAGUCCAAUUGCCUACGCCCCGUUGCAAUUUCCGGUCCAAACCAAGAAAGUGCUGGUCUGCGUUUUAGCGUUAACGAAAUACAUAGAAUGGUUAGUGAGAUUAAUGGAAAAACUGAUUGAUGUUACUCUUCCCAAAAAGAAACAUCCGUUUUUACUUCCCGUCGUUCGCCUUAUAACUGUUCCAUUCACUUUAAACCUUUUCUUCGAAGAUUUUCCUCUUUGCCAACCUGUUCUCGCGUGGCUUUUAACCAUUCCCGCCCUCCCAGCUGCCUUACCUUUAUCGGCUCUGACUUAUCUCUCUCAGAAACUCCCACUCUUCCAAGCUAUCAUCCCUACGACAGUCACGAGACAAUCCUGGCUUUCCUCUGGUCGACUUGCUACCGAGAUAGGCAAGACACAUUUUCUGGCAAACCUCGCUCUCUUUGGUAUUUCUGGCACUCUUCUCAACCGUCUAGGCCCUCGUCAGUUCAUGGCUUGGAUGAUUAUUUCCGGUGAGGUCCUCGGCUCGCUUGGGGAGGGUUGGGGUCCUUGGGUUGAGGGACAAGUCGAAGAUAAGAUAAUCAAGACCUAUCGACCUAUCGUGAGUGUAGACAGUGAUGACGAAGACGAGUCUGCAGACAUCAAAACUGCAGCUAGAACCUUUAAAGCUCCCAUACCGGUCAGAAGACGACGCCCGAAUCGUAGUCCACUUCCAGCGAGUAUAUCAACCCGACUUGCCCUUCUCGCUUCACCUCAACAUCUCUCACUCGUAUUUGAUAAAGCUAUAGCGGUGAAUAUGACCACACCGCCUGGAUUAAUGGCUAAAAUAUCACCAUUCUUCUUGGGACUACUACAUGCCUUCAGAGGGACGGCCAAAUGGGAGCUCAUCCUUGACACCUUUCUCGCAGGAAAUAGAGGACGUGUGAUUGUCAAACGUUUGUGGUUUGAGGCUGUUCAGGGACGUUGGUCGGACAGUGCGGAUUAUAAAUGCUGGGACAAGUUUGCCGAAAAUCGCGAUAGAAACCCAUUGAUACUCUUGACUCAACUAUACUCUCGAUAUCUUGUUCUCACUCCGGACGAUGAAUUUUUCUCCACUGCAAAUCUUCUUUCGAUUCCCGAGGUUAUGGAAUUGUCGGCUGUAUGGCGCAAUCUGGCUUACUGGGGUUAUAUGAGCGGUGUCGCCUAUCCCUCCAAUCCUAGUAGUAUCGGAAGAGGUACCGAACACCAUCGAUCUCUUUUCACCAAAAUAGUCACUCAACUGGCUGAAAGAAAUGCUCGGAGGAAAUUUACGGCGGAUAAUUUCUGGGACAUGCCAGGGGCCCGCGAUCUACCAGCGUUCGUGGUUGCUGCGGUAAUCGAAGACUCUCAGUUGGCCGAAUUUGAUCCAGCAAAUCAAGAACCACAAGGUCGUCCCGUACCAGACGUGAGACAUCAUUUCAGCAGACGACAAAUGGCAUGGGUUUCUCCACGAUUGGGACUACUGAACAAUCUACCCAUGGCGGUCCCUUUUAUAAUUCGGUUGCAAGUGUUCCGAGAAUUUAUCAUAACUGACGCGCACGAGUUUGGACAUGACAGAUAUUCACGUCGAUCAGGCAAGGCCACCAUCCGUAGAGAUCAUCUCGCUCAAGACGGGUUCGAUCAACUAAACGAGCUUGGUUCCGCUCUCAAAGGUACCAUCGUUAUCAAAUUCGUUGAUCAGUUCGGACAAAGAGAGGCAGGUGUAGAUGGUGGUGGUCUUUUCAAAGAAUUCCUUACCAACCUUUCUAAGGAAGUCUUUGACACUGAAAGAGGAUUAUGGCUGGCCACGGAUCAAAAUGCUUUGUAUCCGAAUCCUCAUUCUUACGCUGUGGAACCACACCAAUUACAAUGGUAUGGUUUCAUCGGCCGCAUGCUAGGGAAGGCAAUCUACGAAGGUAUUCUUGUGGAUGUUUCAUUCGCCCCGUUCUUCCUGGCGAAAUGGCUAGGUAAACAAAGUUACUUGGACGACUUAAGUUCGUUAGAUCCAGAAUUGUAUAAGGGUUUGAUCAUCCUCAAAAAUUAUCCCAAGCCAGAAGAUCUCGCUCUCAACUUCACCGUCACUCAACAAGAGUUUGGAACUACACAAACGGUCGACCUCGUUCCGGGCGGCUCAGAGAUUCCCGUCACUGCUGAGAACCGACAUGAAUAUAUCCAACUGGUCUGCAAGUACAAACUUGACCAGCAGAUCUCAGCGCAGAGUAAGGCGUUCUUCAAUGGUCUUGCUGAGGUCAUCGACCAAAAGUGGCUCAGGAUGUUCGAUCAGCAUGAACUGCAACAGCUCAUUGGAGGCGAGGAGACACCGAUUGACAUAGAUGAUCUUCGAGAGAACAGUAACAUCACCGGAUUCAUACAUAACGAGACUGUCCCAUUAUUCUGGAAGGUGGUCAGGCAAUUCAACGAGGAGGAACGGAGAGCUCUGUUGAAGUUUGUGACCAGUUGCGAGAGACCCCCACUGCUUGGUUUCGCUAAUCUCAAUCCGAAAUUUGGUAUUCAUUCCAGCGGAACCAAUACUGAUCGUCUGCCAUCUGCCUCUUCAUGCUUCAACCUCCUCAAGUUACCGGAAUACACCGACGAGAGGGUGCUCCGACAAAAACUGCUGCAGGCCAUCACAUCCGGCGCCGGAUUCGACUUAUCAUAAAUCCUCUUCUCAUGUCCCCCUCUUCUGAUUUGCUUUCAUGCCCUUAGAUUAUGCGAAAUUCCACCCCACGAUCGGUACUCUGCUCCACCUGAAUUGUUCCACCUGGUUGAAAAUGAAAUGUUGUUCAUACAUCGUGCAUGCAUUUCGGUUUUAAAGAAGG